AUGCACCAGCGGGACCUUGUUGCUGGUCUUCCCAGGGUGCUCCCUCCCCUUCCCGACUCGCCUGCUCCUCCCUGUAUUCCCUGUGUCGAGGGACGGCAGCGCGCCGCUCCUCACUCCUCCUCCUUUCCCCCGACGACUGCCCCCUUGCAGACGCUCCACAUGGACGUGUGGGGCCCAGCCCGCGUCCGUGGUCAGGGUCAGGAGAGGUACUUCCUGAUUGUUGUUGACGACUUCUCGCGCUACACCACGGUCUUCCCCUUGCGCACCAAGGGUGACGUCCCUGAGGUCUUGAUCCCUUGGAUCCGCAGAUCUCGUCUCCAGCUCCGUGAGCGUUUCCGCUCCGACUUCCCUGUCCUGCGUCUGCACUCUGACAGGGGUGGGGAGUUCUCCUCUGGCCUAUUGGAGGCCUUCUGUCAGCAGGAGGGCAUUGAGCAGUCGUACACGCUUCCGGCCUCUCCACAGCAGAAUGGGGUUGCUGAGCGCCGCAUUGGUCUGGUCAUGGAGGUCGCUCGUACCUCCUUGAUUCAUGCGGCUGCCCCCCAUUUUCUGUGGCCGUUUGCAGUCCGAUACGCUGCGCAUCAGCUCAACCUCUGGCCCCGUGUCUCCUUGCCCGAGACUUCUCCGACACUGCGUUGGACGGGAGAGACUGGCGAUGCAUCGCGUUUUCGGGUCUGGGGAUCCCGAGCUUUUGUCCGCGACACGUCCGCGGACAAGCUCUCCCGUCGCGCUGUCCCCUGCGUCUUCCUUGGCUUUGUCCCGGACGCCCCUGGUUGGCAGUUCUACCACCCCACCUCGCGGCGUGUCCUGGCCUCUCAGGACGUCACUUUUGACGAGUCCGUCCCCUACUACCGCCUCUUCCCCUACCGCACUGCCCCGCUCCCCCCCCCGCCUCUCUUCCUUGCUCCAGGUGCUGAGGUACCAGACCCCCUCCCCCCUCAGGGUGCCGCUCCCUCAGGUGUGUCCCAGGUAGACCCGGGUGAGCCUGUCGAGGUAGCUGUUGACUCUCGUCCUGCUCGGGGUGCUGAGCCUGGGGGUGCUGCGUCUGGGGGUACUGAGCCUGGGGGUGCUGAGUCUGGGGGUGCUGAGCCUGGAGGUGCUGCGCCUGGGGGUGCUGCGUCUGGGGGUGCUGAGCCUGAGCGUGCUACACCUGGAGGAGCCCUCUCCUCCCAGCAGCUGCAGGAGAGGUACCUCGAGUACUGCCGCCUCCGGAGAGGUGCUGCUGGAGCUCGUCCCGGUACUUCCCCUCCUCCCCAGGAGCUCCCCCCCAUUCAGCAGAUCCGCGAGUGGUACACACGGCGCUGCAGUCUUCGGAGUGGUGCUCCUGGUGCUGCGGACCCUGGGGGUGGCGCUGCUGCUGGUGCUGAGGACCCGGACGUUGGAGCUGCUGCUGGUGCUGCGGACCCGCCUGGUGGAGCUGCUGCUGGUGCUGAGGACUCGGACGUUGGAGCUGCUGCUGGAGCUGAGGACCCGGGCGGUGGCGCUGCUGCUGGUACUGAGGACUCGGACGGUGGAGCUGCUGCUGGACCUGAGGACCCGAGCGGUGGCGCUGCUGCUGCUUCUGAGGACCCGGGCGUUGGAGCUACUCCUGGUGCUGAGGACCCGGCCGGUGGAGCUGCUGCUGGUGCUGUGGACCCGGCCGCUGGAGUCUCCUCUGCUUCUGGAGACGCUGCGCGGCCGCGACCGUACUUCGUACCGCUCCUUCAGCAGGUUCUUGGGCAGGCUCCUCCUCCUUGUCCUCCUCCCUCCGUAGAGUGUCCUCUGCCUGUCCAGUCGCAGUCACAGUUACCACCUACCUCGCCUCUCCCUGCUCCCUCUCCUUACACUGGUCCCACAGGAGGUCUUACAGAGCGUCGUGAGCCUGAGUCUCGUCCUGCGUCGCCUGUUCGUCCUGCUCGCACUGGUAGUCGUGUCCGUCGUGAGCGUCCUCCUCCUGUCCCAGGCACUCACUACAUGACUCUACGUCCCUCUACUGCUCCUCAGCGUGUCCCUCUACCGUCUCCUCCCGCGUCUUCUUUGCCUCACGUUCCGGACCCUGAGUCUGACCGGUACCGUGCUGAGCACCCUACUGUCACGCGUCUCCUCGCUACUGUUGUCACUGACCCUACCUUUGAGUCCUCUACUGCGUCUGCUCUGGUCGCUGAGUUGGUUGACUUUGCUGCUGCCUGUCGCCUAGACUACGCUGCUAGCCUUGUUGCUGAGUCUGAGUCUGAGUCUGUCUGUCCUCCGUCCGUCGGGGGUGAGUGUGCUCUUGGCACGGACGUCCUUGAGGACAGACAGGAGGAGUUCCAGUGUCUUGCUGCUGCUUUGCCCCGUCUCGUGUCCUUGCUAGUUGCCCCUGAGGGAGACCCGGAUGCACCAGACAUCCCGACCCCACGCACUUACGCUGAGGCGAUGGCGGGUCCCUACUCCUCUCAGUGGCAGACGGCCAUGGACGCCGAGAUGGCUUCCUGGAAGUCCACACGCACCUACGUCGACGAGGUUCCCCCUCCUGGGGCGAACAUCGUCAGUGGCAUGUGGAUUUUCAGGGUGAAGCGGCCGCCGGGUUCUCCGCCUGUCUUCAAGGCGCGUUACGUGGCUCGAGGCUUCAGUCAGCGAGAGGGAGUUGACUUCUUCCAUACCUUCUCCCCCACCCCGAAGAUGACCACUCUUCGGGUGCUGCUGCACAUAGCCGCUCACCGCGACUACGAGCUUCACUCACUUGACUUCAGCACUGCCUUCUUGCAGGGCAGCCUGCACGAGGAGAUCUGGCUGCGCCGCCCACCUGGCUUCACUGGGUCGUUUCCUCCUGGUACCCAGUGGAGGCUUCAGCGGCCGGUCUACGGUCUCCGCCAGGCUCCGCGUGAGUGGCACGACACACUGAGGACUACACUUGCGGCUCUUGGGUUUGCGCCUUCUACAGCUGACCUGUCGCUGUUCCUGCGCACCGACACUUCGCUGCCGCCGUUCUACAUCCUCGUGUACGUCGACGACUUGGUCUUUGCCACUGCUGACACUGCAGGACUCGCCUACGUGAAGUCAGAGCUGCAGAGGAGACACACGUGCACAGACCUGGGUGAGCUGACAAGCUAUCUUGGCUUGCGGAUCACCCGGGACAGAGCACGGCGCACCAUCACCUUGACUCAGUCACACAUGGUGCAGCAGGUUCUCCAGCGCUUUGGCUUCACGUACUCCUCGCCUCAGUCCACUCCUCUGCCUGCCGGUCACUCGCUCUCAGCUCUGCCUUCGGAUGAGUCCGUAGAGCCGAGUGGCCCGUAUCCAGAGCUUGUGGGCUGCCUCAUGUACCUGAUGACCUGCACUCGACCUGACCUUGCAUACCCUCUUAGCAUCCUUGCACGCUAUGUCGCUCCUGGCCGUCACAGGAAGGAGCACAUGGAUGCCGCUAAGAGGGUGUUGCGCUACUUGUGCAGUACGUCGGGCAUGGGGCUUGUGCUUGGAGGGCGAGACCGAGUUGUGCUCACAGGGCACUCAGACGCUUCUUGGGCAGAUGACCAGGCCACUCAGCGGUCGUCUCAGGGUUACACCUUCAGCCUUGGCUCUGGCUCAGUUUCUUGGCGCUCUACACGCUCUUCUUCUGUUCUCGGCUCCAGUUGCGAGGCUGAGAUCUACGCUACAGCCAUGGCUGCCCAGGAGCUACGCUGGCUGACCUACCUGCUGACUGACCUCGGAGAGCCGCCUCGUUCUCCUCCAGUACUGUACGUCGACAACAAGGCUGCCAUUGCCUUGUGUGAGGAGCACCGACUGGAGCACAGAACGAAGCACAUCGCUCUGCGGUACUUCCUUGCUCGAGAGCUGCAGCAGCGCGGUCAGCUUUGUAUUCGCUACGUGGCCACUGAGGCCAACACUGCUGAUGUGUUCACCAAGGCGCUUCAGCCUCGUGACCAUCAGCGUUUCUGCACUCUACUUGGCCUUGUGCCUACUGGACCUCACUUGCUUACCUCUUGA
Messenger RNA from Closterium sp. Yama58-4, 3942 nucleotides. The record is from the annotation of a GenBank genome assembly. NCBI's taxonomy places the organism in Eukaryota, Viridiplantae, Streptophyta, Zygnematophyceae, Desmidiales, Closteriaceae.